Aquila chrysaetos chrysaetos is the source of this 7939-nucleotide messenger RNA. Its product is annotated as protein phosphatase 1 regulatory subunit 3E-like. The coding region runs from base 12 to 971 and encodes 319 amino acids. The record is from RefSeq and is a predicted model, not a curated record. Gene Ontology annotation, cellular component: protein phosphatase type 1 complex. The transcript has a single exon. Gene Ontology annotation, biological process: regulation of glycogen biosynthetic process. NCBI's taxonomy places the organism in Eukaryota, Metazoa, Chordata, Aves, Accipitriformes, Accipitridae. Gene Ontology annotation, molecular function: protein phosphatase 1 binding; glycogen binding.
CCGGCCGCCCCAUGGAUAAGGCGGGCUCGCUGCACACCUCGGUGCCCACGCCGCCGCCCCGGCUCUACCUGCCGCGCAACUUCAGCUGCAGCGCUUGCCUCUAUGGCAGCCUGGCCGAGCAGUGCAAGGGGGGCUGCAGCCCCGACGGCGACGCCGCGCCCCCGCCCGUGGUGCGGGAAGCGGCGGGCGAGAAGCCGCCGCCGCCGCCCCGCGGCCGGGAGCCCUCGCUGCCCGCCGUGCCCCCCAGCCCCACGCAGCGCCGCCGCGCCAAGUCGCUGCCCACGCCCGGCGACCGCAGCCUGCGCCCGGCGCUGCAGCAGAGCCCGUCUCGCCGCAAGACGGUGCGGUUCGCCGACUCCCUCGGCCUGGAGCUCACCUCCGUGCGCCACUUCUGCGAGGCCGACCUGCCGCAGGUGCCGCUGCCCGCCCCGCCGCCGCCGUCGCGCACCGCCGACCUCUUCAAGACCAGGAAGCCGCCGGCGCUGGGCGACCUGGAGCCGGUGCUGUUCGGGCCGCCGCCGCCGCUGCUGGAGCCGCUCUUCCCGCCGCAGCCCGGCGCCAGCCCCGGCUUCGCGGAGCGGGUGCGGCGGCACAAGGUGAGGCUGGAGUGGGUGCGGGCCGAGCCGGCGGGGCUGCGCGGCGCCGUGCGCGUCCUCAACCUGGCCUACGAGAAGGCCGUGUCGGUGCGCUACACGCUCAACGGCUGGGCCAGCUGCGCCGAGGUGCCCGCCGCCUACCAGCCGGCCGGGCCGGCGGACGGCCUCACCGACCGCUUCGCCUUCCUCCUGCCCCUGGGCGCCGCCGCCGCCGAGGCCGCCCUGGAGUUCGCCGUCCGCUACCGCGUCGCCGGCGCCGAGUACUGGGACAACAACGAGGGCAAGAACUACCGGCUGCGGGGCCGGCAGCGCGGCCCGCCCGCCGCCGGUCCCCCGCAGGACCCCGACAGCACCGCCUGGAUCCACUUCAUCUGAUGAGGCGCGGGGCGGCGGCCGCCUCCUCCUGAGAGGAGGGGGGGGAAAGCCGCCGCCUCAGCGCCGAGGGGCAGCGCGAAGCCCCGCGGGGCCGGCGGGCCGGUCCUGCCCCCGCCGAGGGCUGAGGAGGGCCGCGGCGGGAGCCCGGCGGGCCCUCCCCUUCGCCGGGGGGCUCGGCACCCCUCCGGCCUCGCCGGCGGUCCGCGGCCCAGCGCAGGCCUCGUUUCCAGCCGCCCCUCUGUUAAGCGGCCGGAAGGUAUUUUCCCGAAUUCUGUUUACAGGUGGAUAAUUUGUAUUUUCUGUGGCCCCGGCCAUGUCGAGGGGAAACCUCGCGGGCUGUCGGCGGGGAGGCCGGGGGCACGGCGUGCGGCCCCACGCACGGUCUCUGCCUCAGUUCUCCCGCGGCUACCGGCAAAGCAGCUGCCCGGCCAGGCUCCGGAGCCAGGUGCCGCAGGGUAUUUGCGGAAUUUCCUAGUCAGGACCGGGACCAGCAGGUGCAAAGAUGUGCUCCCGGGUGCCGGAGGUCAGGACCAGCGGGGUCAGGGCUCUGGAAGCGCGGAGGGCAGUGUCAUAGGGCAUCCGUCCGGCCAUCCUGUUUGCUUAAUCCUGCUUAAGCAAAGCCCGGCUCCGGCGAGGUGCUGGAUCUGUGCUUAGAGCCUCGCUGACCCGCUCGUGGUCAUUGCCCUGCGGGGUUAAGGGCCUGACAGGGCAGGGUUAAGGGACAGACUGCAGUUUUGAACCCAAAAAGGCAAGAGUACGGAUGCCCCCGGGUGUAGCUGUGUUUCAUCGCACUGUAAAAGCGACCGAUUGGUUUAAAGCAAAGUUAUACUUAUUUUUUUAUUUUUGAACCUUGUUUCAUGUGUUUAAGCAUAUUCAGAGAAGAAAAAUAACGCCACAUACCAAUUGAAAUGCAACCCACUGAGAGAUUUUAAAAAGCAAGUGUUUUGUUUUCAGGUUCACGUGCCAUGUUGUAAAGGUUUGUCAGGAUCUGAUGUUUGUUUCAGUAGGAUUGGUCCCAUAAAGCUGCUUGUGUUCAGGUCAGCAGGAAAGUCGGGGAACUGCACCAAAGGAACUAGAGGUGGCAGGAGUUGAAUCCGCAAUUUUAGUCUGCAUCCCAAGCAACACUUUCAGUUGUAUUCCUGUUAACAGUUUAACUGAACUUCUUAUGCUGAGCUGUUGGUGCAGGAGCCUGCUUUCUGAAAAACAAAAUGCUCCAAAUUUUUCAUAAUUUCAGCAAGUGACAGAUUUCACAAAACUGGCUAAAUUUAGUCAGACAAAUUGAAGAAAGUCAUAUCUUGCCAUAUAAAAAUAUAUCAAUAAAAAUUACAGAGCAUGCUGACUUCUGCCUUCAGAGAUAGGUUUUAAAUUGUAUUAGCGGUAAACAUAGUAUUUUCCUUUUAAAACUUGCUUUUUCAGGAGUUCAGCUGAAUGCAAGUUGUGCUGGUGCCAAAUCUGGGUGCUAAUUUUCCAGGAUUUAGGCGUGUAUGUGUUUGCAGGAGAGGGACCUCUAGAAAUGCGACUUCUGAGAGUGGUAAAACCGAUGUCAGUGUGAUCUUCCGAUUAUGAAGGGCUGUAAGAUCAGGCCUUUAAUGUUUUGGAUCUUCUGUAGAUUGUUUAGGAACGAAAUGUGAUUUUUAACUGCGUUUUUGUGUUCCUCAAAAGAGUUAAGUGUCCCAAACGGCUUGAGUAAUGUCGAGUUCUCAUAGAACCUUUUGACUUCGGUGGGAAAUGAGAGUCCUUUUGUCUCCUGAGGGUCUGGUUUAGUCAGAAUAAUUGAACUUAUAAAUUCGGGGGGGGGGGGCAGGGAAAGGUCUGUUAACUUGAAUGGGAAAAGAGUAUUUCAUUUAAUUUCUCCAGAUCACUGUUUCUGAUUUAAUAGAAGUAACAGCAAGACUACUUUCUGGAGUAUUGGUAACUUGGUUUUAAUUUCCCAGUCGGUUUUCUAAUCCCUGUGUUUUUAAUAGAAACAGAAUAUAAAAUAAAUGUACUGUCAACAGCUACUGAGUAUUUCAUAUUUUAGAAUAUUAAGGGCCCCAGUCUUGUAAUAAAGUAAUCCUAUAUAUUGCUAGUACACAUUUAUAAAGCUAGAAUUGCAGAACUAGGGUCUUAAAGUGGUCAUGAUUAAAGCAUAUUGAGUGGUAUAUUUGAUAAAGAAAGCCCAAGUGUCUUUUAGUUAAACUUAUCUUUCUUUAUAAGAGCCUUAAUAGUGGAGAGAAGGAAAAGGACUUGUCUCCAUUUGGAAGCACUUUGAAAUCUGGUGGAAAUAUAGCCAAACAUCUUUUUAUUUAUGUGUUCUAGCUUUCCAGAACAUUUUUUGCUUGGCCUUUUUUACCCAAAUAGUGAACCGACAACUGUUAUGUAGAUUGAUGAAAAUGCUCGGAGAAAAAAAUAGUUUCUAUGCAUUUUAGAUUAACUGAUGCUGCAACUUUGCUUAUAAAGAUUUAACAAGAUUUCCUGUUUACUGUUUUAAUGGCUUUAGAAACAUGAGCAGUCCUAAAACCCUUUUUAACAGUGAAUAACUCUUAAUUCUACAACUUCAAAAUUAUUUUCCAGCGAAUGGCAGUUUUCAUUGUCGUUUGACUUAUGCAGCAUCUGCAGGUCUCUAAUCGUUUAAAAAUCUCCUUACAGCAACUGUGGCUUGUAAACCCUUUAAAUUCGGAAUACCUAAAUGGAUGUACAUGCAUCAAGUACACUAGCAAGCUGUUGUAUUACCAUUUUUUUUCAGCAUGGCUGAGGUGAAAUGACUGUUGCUCUCGGUUGAACUUUUGUAGGCAGAAUUGGGCUAUGGCUUUACAGUACUGUUCAGAUAUUAAUGCUCUUUUAUUUAUGGCCCCCUUUGUCAAACACAAAUCUGAAUAUUAAACCUUUUGAGGAUGUAGCAUACCAGAAGAAUGUUUUGCAAAACAGAGUCUCCUGAGCUUUCAAGCAGUUAAGCCUGUCCUCAACACUGAAUUUUGUGAGUAACUUUAUGGGCUUGAACUGGAAUCAGACAUUAUUGAUGAUAUAUGUGCAAGUCCAGUAAAAGACAUGGUCUGCUAGAAGCAUUUAUAAACACCUACUUUUUAAAGCCUGGAAAGGUAAGGUUGCACCUGGUCAGCUUUGACCAGACAAUGCUGUUGAUGAAGUCUGUGGAAGAAGUUUGAGGUGUUUUAAUGGAAAUUUAUCAGUGGUAUAUGCCAAAGCUGCACUACUUUGAUUACAUAUUUUCACUUCUAUCACAUGAAUUUAUUUCCAAGCAAGAUUUAUUCAGAUUUCCAAAACCACAUUCAGUUGCAAUGACCGUGAGUACUUUUUCCACUGCCAGCUCUCAUGUACAGUUUCCAGUCCUUUAGAUUUCAAUCUGUUGCUAUCUAUGUGUGGCUUGCUAGAGGCAUUGUGAUAAAUGGAGAUGAAAUAAAAAUCCCAAAUAAUAAUUAUAUAAUAUUCACAUAAAUUAUGACUUUGAGGAGGAGAACCUGUGUUGAAGAGCGUAAUUUUCAAGUUGGCAGGACAUCAAUCAUUUUAACGGGAACAGGAGCAAAACUUUUUAAAAUCACAUUUCUAAAGAAUAUAGUUCCACAAAAUGAACUUUCACAGGCAAAGUAAAAUAUUGGAAAAUUUUCAAGCCAACCUUUUUCUGGAAAAAAUGUCAGCUCUUUGUAUUUUCAUUUGCAUGAAUAGAGCCCAUGCCACCUUCCUUUCCAAGUGACACUAGAAUGGUUUAGGCAAGGGCAUAAUCCUUAGGUCGCGUACUUCACUUUUAAGUAAAUUAUACAUUGCUUAUGUCUCUGCAGAUGUAAAAAUGUGUCUGUCAUUUAUUGUGCAAAGUUGUAGCUUUAUGAAAUGUGCCACGUUAUUUUAUGUGCAAUAUAGCGAUACUUUAUACAGUGAGUCAAAUUGUACUGUAUGUCUGAUAUACAUUGAUGUUUGCUGCUUCACGCUUAAACUGGUAGAUUUUUUGCAUGUGAUUCUAUGCCUUUCAUGGCAAUAUUUCUGAAAUCUACCCUAAUUCUUAGAAAUCCUAAAAGGAAUCAGAACUAUUAAGUGACUGUAAAUGGAAUUUUAGCUAGCUAAACGUAUUACUGUUUAUUAGCAUAAAAUCAGUAACUGAAACCGUCCUACUCAUUUUCAACAAAUGUACAUAAUUUCAGGUAAAUUAAUUUUCUUUCUCCUUUUACCGUUUGCAAGCAACUUUCUGAUGUGAAUGUGUGUGCCUCGGUAUCUCAGUAAACAACAGAAUAAGUGCACACUCUUUGUCAUUUCAGCAUAUGUGAGGGGAAAAUGUAUCACUUGAAUGAACAAAUGUCUGUUCAUGCAUAAGCAUGAUCUCCUUACAGAUACAUGAAACGUUUUUCCAUAGCGCCAACAGGCAAACAUCUGCUAAUUCUAUAUUUUAAUGUAAAGUAACCUACGGAAAUACUCAGAAUCUGCUUUUCAACAUAUUAUUAAAUAUAUAUUGAAAUUUUUAUGUGCCUUUCAACAUUUCCUAUGAAGAAAUCUCAUGUGUUCCUUAGCUCUCUCACCAAAAGUCUAAUAAUGGCUUUGUCAUUAAAGUGAAAUUUACACUAAAAACAUAAUAAUCAGUUCUAAUUCCUGAUACAUUUUCAGCUGUGCCAGAAAUCCUGUAUCUGUAGCAGCCAGAAGAAUUUGAUAAUAUUUUCCCAUAUUACAGUGAAAGGAAUUACAGUCAGAAAUAUGUCUUCCUGGUAAACCUCUACAAUUAUGUAGUUAAGUAAAAAACCAUAACAACUGUGACUAUAGUUAAUAUAACAAAAUAUAUUUAUUGUACAUAUUCACCUCUUACACAGAUAUUCUAAAAGCAUAUUCUAUCUGAAACCAGAAGGUCUAGUUUUUUAUGAAAUCUAUUUGUGGAGACAUGGUGUUUUCAGCUUUUACUGUUAUUUAUCUGAUGCUGCAUAAUGCAUAUCGUUAAAACUUUGGAUGGAUUUAAUCUGUCUGCACAGUUUAUAUCAUGAGAUAAAAGUGCUCACUGUAAGGAAUACCUGAAGAAAAUUACUUUUACCUUCCAAUUACACUGCAUGGCUUUUUGGCAAAUCAUCAGUAAUUCUGUUUCCUGUAUGCACUUCAUGUGUACAUGUUCUGAAUAUAUGAAAGGAUUACUUACUGAAAUGAAAAUAUUUUUGAGCACUGAAAUUAAGGUUUUUCAAAUAUAAAUAGUUUAAGGUAAAUAUAGUCAAUUUUGCUGUAAAAUAAAAAACCCUAGCCUUAUGUAGAGCUGAUCAGGUUUUUUUUUUUUUUUAAAUGGAAGAUGGUGACAUUUUUCAAAAUGAAACAUGUUCAGGGGAACUUACCUGUUUCAAUAGGAAGGUUUUCUCAGGUUCAGCUUAUAUGAGAGAAUUGCCCUAAAACAGUUAAGUGGUGAGAGUACUUCCUUAAAUCAGUGUAUGGACUUGAAUGUAGGUCUUCCGUGAUCAAAGUGAAUACUGAGCUAUGAAACCAUUGGCUAUUCGUUGGACUCUUUCUUUAUCCAACUUAUAAAUAUGGCUUUUAAAUUAUUUUACAGAGAGUUUUUUUGACCCUGGAUUUCCUCAUGUUGUAUGAAUAUCCUUUUUAUUCAGCUAUCCUGGCUUUUGUUUGAGCUUUCUGUUGUUGAGAAAGGUCUGAUUUUAUUUUUAUGCAACAUAGGAAGAUUAUUUUACAUUACAUUUUUGGGGCGAAGGCAGGAAAACUGUUUUCCUUUCAAUUUUAUUUUUUUAAUAUUAAACAACAGCAUUGCUUGAAAUAACACAUGCACUAGCGAUUCCAAAGAAUAUAGCUAAGAAAAAUGUCAAAUGUGAGAUGUGCUUUUUUAAAAACAUAUGUGCUUUGAUUUAGUAAGGCAGAGAGAAAGUCCUAGUCUCCAGUGCAAGCGUAUUAAUACCAGGGAUUUCUUUCUAUGCAAUAUUGUGGUGCAACUGGGUUUUUUAGGGAUUAACUUGAUUGGUGAGUGUAUUGGUGUGUGUGUAUAGAAUAUUCUGUUAAAAGUGUCAUUAAGGAAACUGUAUGUCUUAAAUAGUCUUAUAUCUUUAGGCUCUUUUUUGUCCAGUCUGACUUCACGAAAUCAUAAUAAUACUCCUUUGAGUAAUAGUAACAAGACAAUGUUUCACAAAAUUGCAUAAUGAAGUGUCACGCAUUAUACUUUACUCUCUAUCGCCUUCUAGGGCAAAAAGUUGUGUUACUGUUGUAGUUUUAAAAUUUUUGUAUUUCUGUAUCUUAAAAAUAAGCCAAAUUGUAUUAUACUUUUAAACUCAAAGAGCUAAUAUAUAUGUUUUUAAAGCUGAUCAAAAAUAGUAAAAUUAAAAUUGGUUGGGAUUACUUGUAAAUCCAGUUUCUAAACUGUGGUGUAACAAAUGUUUGUGUAUAUCCUGUAACUGGGUUCAUGGAGGUGCACCCUGACAAGAAGUUCAUGCAUUUUAAGAUUGAUACAAAACGAGCUCUACAUGGGUGCAAAACCUGCCUACAUCUGGACAUGAAUCCAUGUUGUAAGGCAGGGAAAUUGACUGCUGUGACAGAAAAUUACUGUUCUUGGAAUGGUUUAAACAAACCUAACUCCUCCCUUAUAGUGUUACACAGAUUAUUUCUCUUUGUAAUGGAGAUGCUGUCUGUUGAAGACAGUGUUUAACAUGCAAGUUUUUAUUACUGUUUCUUUGAUUUAACUUGGCUUUGUUUAAAAAAAAGAAGUUAAAAAAAGGUUGUUCCUUAACUAUGUACUUAACGAGUACCUUACUUUUGGUUGUAGUUUCUUCUGCUAUGUUUAUAUUUCACCAAGUAAUGUUUGUUUCUAAUGUUUGUAAAAGUAAUGUAAUAUCACCCAAAGUUCAAAAUCAAUGUUUUCUAAUAAUGCCUUGUAAUUUACCUAGCCUUACAAUAUUUCAGACGAUUUUCCACCAAAACCGCAUCUAGUCACUGGUUGUCACAAUUAUGAAAAAUAUAUAUUUAUAAACCUGUAGCUUCUAGCUGUCAUUAAAGAUUAAUGAUACAAAUUGUGA